Molecule: messenger RNA, 1895 nt
Organism: Stylophora pistillata
Lineage: Eukaryota; Metazoa; Cnidaria; Anthozoa; Scleractinia; Pocilloporidae
Product: GPI-N-acetylgalactosamine transferase PGAP4
Biological process (GO): GPI anchor biosynthetic process
Cellular component (GO): Golgi membrane
Molecular function (GO): glycosyltransferase activity
Source: RefSeq, a predicted model, not a curated record
CAAGAACGCUCUCCAUGCGAAUGAAGUGAUUCCGUUGUGACAGAUUGUAGUACGAUUGCUUUCACUUGUUCCUCGACCAUAUCGUGCUAUGCAAUUCUUUUUGGGGUUCGGGAAACCUUUCUUGGGUACAGCGAAGAUUAAAUGUUUUUCCAGCGAGACUUUUUUACUGCUGCUGCGGUCGUAUAUCUAACGACGUUUCUCUUCGCACUGCCUUUGAUGUGCCACAAGCUUGGUUUUUCGUCGUAUUUCAAGAAGCCUACGGGAGCUUAUAAAUUCCUAGAAGCACAAAAUGAAGAGCGGAUUUUGAACGCUAAAAUUUUCUUUCGAAAUUUGGAUAGUAAAGUCGAUUACAAUCACGAUAAUCAAAUGGAAUUUUCGACUGUUUUGUUAACAGCAUACCGCGGUUCAAACACUCAUUAUUCGCUUCAAGUGGCUGGUCGUUUACUUCCUCAGGUGUUGUAUGAUCAGGGAAAAACUGCUCUCACCUUUUUAAAUUUUGAUCCACAACUGAACGAAGAUGCGGCUUAUCUUUCACGUUUUGUGAACGUGGUCAAUAGCUCGUCGUACGUGAACUCCGCCGCCUCGAGGACAAGGGAGAAAGAAGAUUAUAUUUUGGGUUUAGAAACGGCCUUGCAACACAAUUCAACGUAUAUUUUAAUGCUUGAGGACGAUGCUCUGCCAUCUAAAAAUCUGCUAAAUGAUCUACGCUUCGUUUUGAAUAAUCGGAUGCCUGGAAGAGUUUUGAAAAGUCGCCGCGAUUGGGCUUUUUUGAAACUCUACUACCCCGAGAAAUGGCAAGGUUUCGGCUGGCCGCAGGUACCAGAACUUCUGCUGAUCGGUUUACUUGGAGGAUGUUUAGCGGUUUGGAUACAAUUGAAAAUAGGAAUUACGAGGCGAAGGAGACAAUCUAUGUUUUUAACCUUCGUAGUAUGGGCAGUCUACGCUAUUUUACUUGGUUACACUGUUGGAAGAGCUCACUGGGUAGAAUUAAGGAAACUCUCGCCAUACUUGUAUUCUGUCGUAGAGGCAGCUCGAUGUUGUACACCAGGCGUGCUAUAUAAAAAAUCUCACGCACGCGACCUUGUCAAUUUUCUUAAGUCAGUUCAAUGCAGUGAAACAUAUCCUCUGGAUUUUGCUAUCGACGACUUCGCCGACAAAAUGAAUUUGGAGAGGUAUUUAGUGGUUCCAAACAUGGUCUCACACAUUGGUGUCCAUUCUAGUCUAAGUAACCGGUUGAAAGAUGCCGCCGAGUUUUUCUUGAUAUUUAAGCCAUGAUUGAAAAAUGUUGGAUGCGUUUUUGUCCGAGAAAACUGAACAGGUACAAAUCUUAGUAACAAAUGUGUGACAAAAAAGUUGUCGUAAUUUUUACCCCUUGUCGAUGAACAUUUCUUAGCAACUUGUCGCUUCGGUUAGUGGAUUCUCAUACUCAACAACAACAAGUUUAUUUGGUAAGGCAGUUUAAUAAAAUAGGCAAGACAAUAAGUCCUGAUAUGUGGACCUGCACGCUAAAUUAACAUUAUAAUCACGAUUUGGACAGGAUAUCUACAAAUUUAAAAAUACAAGGAUGUAAAGUGUAUAAACAUCAAAUCUGGUAACAGAAAUUAAUGUAUCAAGAAGUAAACGAAGGCAUACAGCUAGGGUCGAGAGGUACCGCUGAUAACUAUAUUUGAACAAAUUUCUUAUCAUACUGUCGUGGUCUCUCAGUUUUAAGAUCUUACUGAAUACGUCUACCACGCGAAAUCUUCGAAAGUAAACAGUGCCCACGUGUUAUUUACACGUCAUAUGGUAUUUCGUGGACUCGACUCGACUGGACUGGACUCGACUGGACUAGUAAAACGCGGACUAGUAAAACGAGGACUAGUAAAACGCGGACUAGUAAAACACGGACUAGUAAA